This is a messenger RNA of Trichobilharzia regenti, 1542 nucleotides long. NCBI's taxonomy places the organism in Eukaryota, Metazoa, Platyhelminthes, Trematoda, Strigeidida, Schistosomatidae. The record is from the annotation of a GenBank genome assembly.
CCAGGAGAGGUAAAGAAAUGCAGCGUAAACAUUUAGAUGUACAAUUUGUCAAUAAACGGAAAGGUUUUAACUGUCCGUUACUCAUAUGUUUGGUUUGAGGCUAUUUGGUGCCUGCCUCAUUUUUUUCUACACCUUUUAAACAUCUGGAACCAUUUUGAAAUAUUAUGAAGCCAGCCCUGUGAAGAUUAUGGAAACCAAUAACACAUAUUUGAUAUUGAAACGCUAGACGAAGCGCACCAAUUGAUUUUCUCCCGAACUAUGUACAACGGAAUAGGGCUCCCGACCCCUCGUGGGAGUGGGACCAAUGGAUAUGUACAAAAGAAUUUGGCUUUCAUUAAUAACUUCAAGGAACAAAAUCCGUACAAGACCGAUGAUGAGAUCAAAAGGGCAGAUGCAGUGCUUUUCAAGGAACCAAAUAAAGAGAUAUUAGAGCAUGAACGGAAACGAAAAAUCGAAGUCAAAUGUUUCGAAAUGGAACAAGAAAUGGAGGAACAAGGGUAAGUCGUUUCUUUCUAGCGUUUUCUUUAGCUAUACACCAGGGGAAAUAGAAUUCCGAGUCAGUGGAUUCCGUAAGAAAUUACUUGACGAGCUGAAAGCAACAUCUCAGGGCAGGAAAAUUCCCAGUGUCGAACCCUUUCAAAUUUCGCAAUCGCAAGAUGGGAAAUUGCUACCAAAAGGAACCCACGAAACAGCUGCCGUAACUAUCCUGAAGAAUACUGUCUUUAAGGAAGCCCUUGGUAUCGGUGGACAGUUUCAAGAUGGAAAUUCUGUAGAACUGGCAGCACAAAGGAAAAAGGACGACGGAGAAACAAAACGUCUGAUAGACGUUCAAAAGGAGUUAAAAACUCUGGAUAGUUCAGAGGAAGAGACAAGUGAUACAGAAGAUGGAGGAUCUAAGUAUACAAAGAAAAAGAAGACUAAGAAAAGAAAGCAUCCUCCAAGCGAGUCCGGGGAAUUUGUUUUCUCUUCAGAUGAAAUUGGGAAUCAUACAAACAAAUCCACUAAUAAACAGCAUAAAUCAAGUAAAAAACCACAUUCUAAGAAACACAAGUGUUCUCAUUCAAAAGAAAAAAAACGUCAUCAUUGAUGAACUGGUCUUUUUCUCUCACUAACCAAGAACCCUUGUACAUAAUUCACCGUUUUUUAUUACUCCUGUUAUAUAAGUUGGCUUAACCUCUUACACUGUAACUUAUUUUGCUUUUAAAUAAAAUUGUAAAACCUGAUAAAAUUUAUGUAUUAUAUCACUGUUUGAAUUUUUCGCGCUGUCUGUAAAUGACAGUUGUACACGUCUUUUCACUGGUAUUAUGAUAAUCCAGUAGCAAUUAGUAUUUUAUUUGAUAUGUGACAUGAACUAACCCGGUCAUUAAUUUGUCUGGUGCAUACAACUUGUAUCCUAAUGUUGUCGAAACUUUCCAUUGUCAUUCAGUUAACACGUACCAAAAUAUAUGCUUAUACGUGAUGCCGUUACACCAAUGUGAUGUAUUUGACUCUGGCUACUUUCAACGUAGAACCUUGCACAGAUGUGCAUUAGUUUGAGUUGCC